GUAGAUAUCAACAUGUAUAAUGUUUCCACCUGAGCGAAUUUACAUGUGAUUUCACGAAUACAUUUAUAAUAGAUAGAUAUCUUAUGAUAUUGUAUUGUGGAUCAUUUACACGGCAAUAAAUAUGUGCCGAAAUUUUGCUGUAUACUAGUUGGUAUGGAAAGUGAAUUAAAUGAACAGAAUAACUUGGAUGAGAGAACGCCUCUGUGUGAGGACGAGUUUGGAAGAACUGAUGCAAAUAACAGACCAGCAAAGUCGAAGGUGACGGUACGGCUAUGUUUGGCUGUGUUCUCGGCAGUGAUGGGGUCAGUGGAAUUUGGAUACAACACGGGUGUAAUCAAUGCUCCCGAAACGCAAAUCAAAACUUUCAUCAAUGUCACGAAUUACAACCGCACAGGAAAUCCAAUGACAGAUGUGACAAUUACCUCCCUCUAUGCCGUUAUUGUUGCAAUAUUUGCCGUCGGCGGUAUGGUAGGAGGUCUAGCGGCCGGUUGGUGGGCAGACUAUUUUGGAAGGAAAUAUGGUAUGAUGUUGAACAAUGUAAUCGGUAUAGCGGCGUGUUUGAUGUUAUAUCUCAGUAGAACCGCCACGUCUUACGAGAUGAUUAUCAUUGGUAGAUUACUUGUAGGAUUUUCUUGUGGUGUGUUUACUGGGUUGACACCGAUGUAUCUGUCAGAGAUCUCCUCCUCUAGUAAUCGUGGUGCGCUAGGAACGUUACAUCAGCUCGGAGUUGUUGUAGGCCUACUCUUGUCUCAAGUUUUGGGAUUUCCAGAAAUCCUAGGAAAUGUUGAUUAUUGGAAUCUUUUAUUAGGUAUAGGUUUAGUCCCAUGUGCCAUUCAACUAUUGACGAUGCCAAUGUGUCCAGAGAGUCCACGAUUUUUGUUACUGACGAAAAACAAGGAAAUAAAGUCUAGGAGAG
Mercenaria mercenaria is the source of this 916-nucleotide messenger RNA. Its product is annotated as solute carrier family 2, facilitated glucose transporter member 1-like. The transcript has 7 exons. The annotation marks the transcript as partial. Gene Ontology annotation, molecular function: hexose transmembrane transporter activity. Lineage: Eukaryota; Metazoa; Mollusca; Bivalvia; Venerida; Veneridae. The record is from RefSeq and is a predicted model, not a curated record. Gene Ontology annotation, biological process: monosaccharide transmembrane transport. Gene Ontology annotation, cellular component: membrane.